GGCUCCAGUGGUUUUACAAUGAAAUCUGUGUUAAUUACCGGUGCCAACCGAGGCCUUGGCUUGGGGAUGGUAAAUUAUCUUAUUAAACAAAACAAGGCACAAAAUAUCUUCGCUACCUGCCGGAAACCGUCAGAGGAACUAAAUCAAUUGGCCCAACAGAACAAACAUCUUCACAUCUUACAAUUAGUUUUUGCAGAUGUAAAAAAUCUUGAGAGUUUCAAUGAUGUCUCAUCCCAAAUCGGCAAAGUUGUCGGGUCUGAUGGAUUGAACCUGUUGAUGAAUAACGCUGGUGUCACCACCAAGUUCACCAAAUUACCCUUGGUGAAGGCUGAGCAACUGCUGGAGAACCUCACCGUCAACACUGUCGCUCCCAUCAUGCUCACCAAGAGUUUGUUGCCGCUGCUAAAACAAGCGGCGGAGAGCAACAGCGACAAGCCGGUGGGUGCGCAGCGGGCGCUCGUGGUCAACAUGAGCUCCGUACUCGGCUCCAUCGCCCAGAACGACCAGGGCGGCUUCUACCCGUACCGCUGCUCUAAGGCGGCCCUAAACGCGGCAACAAAAUCAAUGAGCAUUGACCUCAAGAAGGACAACAUCUUGGUGGCCUCCAUGCACCCAGGGUGGGUGAAGACGGACAUGGGCGGCAAGAACGCACCCCUGGACGUCGAAACGAGUAUCGCCGGGAUAUUCGCCACCAUUGAGAAACUCGGCGAAGAAGAUUCUGGAAAAUUCUUGCAGUACGAUGGCACUGAGUUGCCUUGGUGAAUGUCACACUGAGAUUUAUACGGCACAUAUUGAAAUAACGAUGGCAUUUAUUAAGUUUUAACUUUUUUUAAAUGAAAUAAAGCAUUUUUUUAA
Molecule: messenger RNA, 855 nt
Organism: Amyelois transitella
Lineage: Eukaryota; Metazoa; Arthropoda; Insecta; Lepidoptera; Pyralidae
Gene: sni
Product: C-signal
Exons: 5
Coding region: 19-762 (247 amino acids)
Source: RefSeq, a predicted model, not a curated record